UUUCACUUUUAGCUAUUCUUUCUGUUCCUCCGUAGAGUAAUACUUGUAUACCAGAGAGUCGCCUCACCCUUACUCAUCACCUCACAGCCUAGAGAGAAGAUCGCUCGGGGAUUGAGGUUUGGAGAUCGGCCGAGACUUGCAGCGCUGGAGGAAUGAGGUCCGAGCAGCGGCUCUUUGAAGCUGCGGGCGACACUAUGACAAAGGCGGCAGAGUUCAUACUCGACGCUGCGAGUCCGGACAGAAGAUCUGAUACGCACUUUGGCAAAGUUCGUUGGAUAAUAAAAAUGGCAGAGACAUCUGACGAGGCUAAUGACGAUGAGAUGCUCUAUGAUUACGGUGAACGUCUCAAAGAGGCCAAACACAACUUCCAGAGGGGGAGUAAUUGUGGAGUGCAUGAUGCUGAUGUUGCUUUGGACAGACUCUGCCGGUCAGAUUAUGCAGAUUAUAUGAUGAUGCUGUUGUUGCUUUUGGCAGACUCCGCCGGUCAGAUUAUGCAGAUUAUGUGAUGCUGCCUUUAGUUCCUUUGGGUAGAUUAUACUUUGGGAAAAUUGUUUGAGGUUGUUUUAUUUGUAGUUUAGUGCAGUAUGCUAGUGCGUGAAGCAUUGACUUGUUAUGCUCUUGCAGUCUUGGUGCUUAAGUAGGACUGUAGGAGUAUCAAGUAUGCACCUUUGUGAUGUUGUAAAUUACAAUUUUGGCACUUGAUUUAGUUUUCCCGUUAUUAAAUAAAAGUGCACCAUGGAAAUCAACAAUUAGAAA
This is a messenger RNA of Cuscuta epithymum, 756 nucleotides long. The record is from the annotation of a GenBank genome assembly. Lineage: Eukaryota; Viridiplantae; Streptophyta; Magnoliopsida; Solanales; Convolvulaceae.